Messenger RNA from Ixodes scapularis (black-legged tick), 1910 nucleotides. It is a transcript of the gene Gbeta5, whose product is annotated as guanine nucleotide-binding protein subunit beta-5. Lineage: Eukaryota; Metazoa; Arthropoda; Arachnida; Ixodida; Ixodidae. The coding region runs from base 185 to 1258 and encodes 357 amino acids. Gene Ontology annotation, molecular function: signaling receptor complex adaptor activity; protein binding. Gene Ontology annotation, cellular component: heterotrimeric G-protein complex; cytoplasm; nuclear body. The record is from RefSeq and is a predicted model, not a curated record. Gene Ontology annotation, biological process: G protein-coupled receptor signaling pathway; G protein-coupled dopamine receptor signaling pathway; positive regulation of DNA-templated transcription. The transcript has 10 exons.
GAGGCGUCCGCCAUUAAACGAACAAGCGCUCUCUCCGCGGUCCGAGUCGCUCCCUCCCUGAGAUCGGGGCUCUCUGCCGCCCUGCAGCGGGCGCGGGCGCCGUCACAUCCCUUCCAUCGAUCGCUUCCGCCGUUGUUUAUAUCUUUUGCGUCGGCCGUCGGCUCGGGCGCCGGGGACGCCAAAGAUGGCGACCGAAGGCACGACGAUGAAGGUGGACCACCAGGCCCCGGAGACGGUCGAGACUCUCACGCGAGAGAUCGAGCAGCUCAAGGCCCGCCUCGAAGAGGAACGCAAGAAGCUCAACGACGUCGCACUGUCUACCGUGGCCCAGAGGCUAGAAGCCGUGGCCAACCUGAACAUCAAGCCUCGGAGGGUGCUCAAGGGACACCAGGGGAAAGUGCUCUGCUCAGACUGGUCCCUGGACAAGAGGCACAUCGUCAGCUCGUCCCAGGACGGCAAGAUGAUAAUCUGGGACGCCUUUACGACGAACAAGGAGCAUGCUGUCACCAUGCCCACCACAUGGGUCAUGGCGUGUGCCUACGCUCCUUCUGGCAACAUGGUGGCUUGCGGCGGUCUGGACAACAAGGUGACCGUGUACCCGCUGAGCUUCGAGGAGGACGUGUCGACCAAGAAGAAGGCAGUGGGCACGCACACCAGCUACAUGUCCUGCUGUCUCUUCCCCAACUCAGACCAACAGAUUCUGACGGGCAGCGGGGACAGCACGUGCGCUCUCUGGGACGUCGAAUGUUCCCAGCUGCUGCAGAGUUUUCACGGGCAUUCCGGCGACGUCAUGGCCCUCGACCUGUCUCCCACUGAAAUGGGCAACACGUUCGUCUCCGCGGGCUGCGACAGACAAGCCCUGGUAUGGGACAUGCGGUCGGGUCAGUGCGUCCAGUCCUUCCAGGGCCACGAGUCAGACAUCAACACGGUCAAGUUCUACCCGAGCGGGGACGCCAUUGCCACGGGCUCCGACGACGCCACGUGUCGGCUGUACGAUCUGCGAGCCGAUCGGGAGGUUGCUGUCUACUCCAAGCAAAGCAUAAUAUUUGGCGUCAACUCUGUCGACUUCUCCGUGAGCGGUCGGCUGCUCUUCGCCGGCUACAACGACUACACCGUGAACGUGUGGGACGCGCUCAAGUGCGUUCGGCUCAGCAUUCUCUACGGCCACGAGAACAGGGUGACCUGCCUCAAAGUGUCGCCGGACGGCACCGCUCUAUCGACGGGAAGCUGGGACUUCACGCUGCGGGUCUGGGCUUGAGCCGGGAGGUCUGGGAACAGGUCAUCGGACCAGGAAAAGAUCCGAGUGAGAACAAGGCGGGGGACACCGCACCUAUAGCAAGACGACACCGGAAGCAACGAAACAGGGCACAGAGCUGCGACCGAGCGGAAAGUAGCCUCGACGUCUUCGAGAGUGGGCAGCCUCUAGUCUUCUUUCUGUGGCUGGACCCCACCGAUGGACGCCGCGGUGCAGUGAAGAAGUCAACGGACCAUAGAGGACACCCAUUUAAUCUCAGCUGGAUGCCGUGAUAUACGCCAGUAGGCACGGCGGACCGAAGCAGACGUUCUUGAGGUUAGAUGCGUACUCAGACAAUGCUGACCAGUGCUUCCUUCUUCGGGGUAUAUGGAUCAUUCAAACGUGUCUCCCUGGAGCAUUGUUUGUUUGGUUGGCGACUUCAUCCUAGGUUCAAGAACGCCGGAAACGCCGGUCGCGCUCCUAUAGUACCAUUAUGGACAGUGUUAUAUGCGAUUGACUACAGAUCUUCGCUGUCCCAGGUCACCUUAAGAAGUAGGCUUUCUCGCUAGAACUCCGAAGACAACUGCACACGCCAAGGACGACUAGCCUCACUCGUUGGAAGAUAGAGAUUGCGAAUGGAGUCGCUUGUAGCGAACUAAAGAGUCGUUGGAUCGUG